Molecule: messenger RNA, 1251 nt
Organism: Grosmannia clavigera kw1407
Lineage: Eukaryota; Fungi; Ascomycota; Sordariomycetes; Ophiostomatales; Ophiostomataceae
Exons: 4
Coding region: 1-1251 (416 amino acids)
Source: RefSeq, a predicted model, not a curated record
AUGAAGUUUGAGUACGACGGCCGAGGCACGAGUGACGACGGUGCUGGGCCGAAUGGAGAGGAAGCCGACGAGGUAAACCGCCUCGACGCGAUGACGGGCGAAUACGUGCACGGAGACAGCGGCGCCGGCGAUGUGGCGGUCGACAGCGCGAUGCUCGACCUGCACGACGCGGCCAUGGACGACAAGAGCGGAGCGCGGCCGCUGGGUGACGGCGCGAAUGAGGUGGAUGAGCUGUCGGUCCGCAUGGCCGUGGACUCGGGCUACGACCGGCUGCUGAUCGAGAGCGCGCUGGCCAAGCGGCUGGCCCGCGAGCCGGCCCUCCGUCCGGCACAGCAGCGUCGACCGGAGCAGCAGCUCAACCUGGCGCGGCGCAGCAACGUCGAGGCUCUGUUUGCCCACAUUGCCGGCGAGGCCGCCGCGGUGCCGUGCAAGAACUGCCACAAGGGCCACGGCCCGUGGACGGCCUGCGUCGUCGUCGAUGGCCAGAUGUGCGGCAGCUGCGCAAAUUGCUGGUUCAACGCGUCCGGGGCGCGUUGUUCUUUUCACGAAGCCAAGACACCUAUGCAACCUGGCCAUCACUUACACCAGCGGCAUCACCUCUCGUCCGGCGGAAGUGCCUCUCUGGCCUCGUCCACACCCAUCGAUCCGCGCCUGUCGCAUCCCGCAUUGUUUGGUGGCGUCGACGCUGCCUCCCUCGGACUGGCGCACUCCCACCGCUCGGCUGCCGGCUCGCUGCAUCCUCAUACGCAGCCUCACCCAUCACCAACGGCGGCCACGACCGCCUCUGCAUCCACGGCCGCCGCUGCUGCAGCCGCUGCCGUGGCCGCUGCCGUGCAGCAUAUCCACAACAGCAGCAACAACAACAGCGACAGCGCCAGCGGCAACAACGGCGUCCAUGUUGGCGCCCAUCACGACAUGGUCGGCGACGCCUUUGGCGGCUUCGGCCUCCACCUGGCAGCGGCCAUCCUGGGCGAAGACGUAAGUGGCAACGGCGCCGUCCGAGGCGACUCGGCCGAGCUGGGCGCAGGCUCCACGGCAGCUGGCAGCACUGCAGGUCCGGCCGGAGUGGACUCGUCCCUGAUCGGCUUCGUGGUCGAUCAGGCGCUGGCCGAGGUGCGGAAUGCCGAUCGGCGAGCUCGUGACCUCAUGAUGGUGGAAAUUGCCGCAAAGCAGCUGGCGCUGGCUAUUGUGCGCGGUAACGUUGACAGUGCAACAGAUAUCAGCAACCGGGGCUCUUCAGACGACAUGUGA